AUGCGUUCCAUUGAGCCUUUCACGAUGAUAGCGCACCAGAGACGCAGAACUCUCGCGACAGAGUGGACGCUCGGGUUGGGGAUCCCCCUCCUUGUUGCAGGACCCAUCUUUCAAUCGCGACGAUUUCAAGUCAUCGAAGGAUUCGGCUGCACCAACUCGAUCGACAGCUCGAUACUGAGCAUCCUGCUUCUCAAGUCAUGGUUCGUGCUCCCUCCCUUAGUAUCUAUUGGCUUCUACUAUCCUCGCGUGGUCCGCAUUUUCUACCGCCAUAGUCGGGAUAUGAAUGACUUCUUGGCAAGCAACAAUUCUGUUUCCCGCACGAAUUACUUUCGCAUCCUUGCUCUUGCAAGCCUCGAUAGUUUGGUCACCUUACCUAUAGGCGUCGCGAUCAUCGUCCUGGCUGUCCAAGACACUCUGUCUGUAAACAUCUCGUUCCCGUCCUACUACAUCCGGCCCUUCAAUCACGCGGACUGGCAACCGGACAGCGUUAGCCAUUCAAGCAUAGUCACCGGCGGAGCUUUUGAUGCAGCACAGUUCUAUUUCAGUAAUUGGAUAUCACCAGUCCUCGCCUUUAUCAUCUUCGUUCUCUUCGGCGUCACCUCAGAGGCCCGCGCAUCGUACUGGCACAUCAUUCACACCGCCUGCGGCUGGUUCGGCCGGAAGCCGACUCCUCUCACGCGCAGAGCGCGUUCACCACUUGGAGAUAUUGAGUUUGGCGAGCGACCACCUCAAAAUUCUAUGUCCCUCGGUCUCAACUCACGACCAAGUUUCAUCAACCCGAACGUGUCCGUGCAAGAUCAAGGCGGAGAGAUGGGAGGGGCCAUCAACAGAGUGGAGGACUGUUCGGAGAAGGACGCGAUUGAGGGGGUGCACCAAGAUCGUGUGCAGGGAACGGUGAAUCCAGCACGGCCAUCUGAGUCUCACCAGGCAGACUCAAACAGCGCCGAGACCGUGGUGUAG
This is a messenger RNA of Peniophora sp. CBMAI 1063, 960 nucleotides long. The record is from the annotation of a GenBank genome assembly. Lineage: Eukaryota; Fungi; Basidiomycota; Agaricomycetes; Russulales; Peniophoraceae.